Messenger RNA from Bemisia tabaci, 6531 nucleotides. RefSeq names its product zinc finger protein ichor (gene ich). Gene Ontology annotation, biological process: embryonic hindgut morphogenesis; embryo development; regulation of transcription by RNA polymerase II. Lineage: Eukaryota; Metazoa; Arthropoda; Insecta; Hemiptera; Aleyrodidae. Gene Ontology annotation, molecular function: RNA polymerase II transcription regulatory region sequence-specific DNA binding; DNA-binding transcription factor activity, RNA polymerase II-specific. Gene Ontology annotation, cellular component: nucleus. The record is from RefSeq and is a predicted model, not a curated record.
CAGAUAUCACACGGUUGCGUCCUUUUAAGUUGGUUCUCUUCUUAUCAUCGUUUGUGCGUCCUUUAACCUCUUCGUCCAGUGACUUUUCGAAGAGUCCUUUCGGAGACUCGUUAUCUGCGCGAUAGUGUUCGUUUUCGUUUCGGACCUGCGUGCGCUAUUUUUAUGAUCGUCUACGGUGGCAAUUUUGUAGUUAUUUUGUGGUGGUAUAUUGUACAGCCGAAUUUUUCUCGAUUAGUUGAACUUUCAGUUUCGAGUGCCAUUCUUUCGCUGUAAUAAGUGUUCUACAAGAUCAAACUCCAAGCUCGGAGUAGUUGACUUUGCGUUGAAAUAAACUAUUUUUACAACUUAUAAUUCUCUAGUGCCUCUGUUCUCGAAAAAUCUGUGCAGUUCUCACGGAAACUGCAUAAUCUGUAGUUAAAUUGUUGUGUCUAUCCCGCAAACAUACGGAUAUCUAUUUAUAUUUACUUGGAUUAUUGGAAGAUUUACCUUGGAUUACCUUUUUGCUGAAUUGGAUUACUUGCAUCGGCAAAAUGUUUUGUUUAGAUGAGCAAUGGAAGUCACGGGGUUGCCACUGAGGUCCGAGCAACAACGGCGCGACGCUACCAACCUUAUCGUCAAGCACUUCAAGAAUCUCAAGUUCAAGAAAAAACUGGCAAAGCAUCAAAGACAAUGACACUUACUGUACAAGAAGCGGGCUGACAACCUUCACCUGCGCCCGGCAUGCCGACAGAGGGCGCAAGCUGAUCGAAAUCAACCGGAACCCGUGCUCACGAGACACAGCGAGAGGUCCGCAUCACGGUAGCAGAGUGUGGUGAGCCUGAGCGUGCCCCAAGGCGAAUUCUGGAUCCACCGUGGUUAAGUCCUCAAAGAGCACCGCCGGGCGAUAGCAGCAGCGAAGGACUGAGCAACAAAGCACUGACCACUACGGGCACCGUAGCGAACUCCUCUGCAUCCGGGCCUAAAAUGAAAUACGGAAGCAGUUCCGGCGGUGACUCGGAAGUACUGGGCAUGCCUGUCGACUCCCUCCUGCUGAGCAACUGCUGGAGCACGGAUCACUUCAUCGUAGACUCUAACCCGAAGAACUUCCUCGGCGAUGACUCGGAGGAGGAACCCGAGUCGAAAGGGAUCGACGAGCUGGAGCUCCUGCUCCAACCGGAGUCCAACGAGCAGAACAACAACCUGGCCGAGCUGAAACCCCUGCCACCGUUCGGCCACUACACGGCCAACCUCCAGAUCAAUGGCAUCUCCGGCCAGCACUUCGGCGCCAUCGGGCGACCCGAGCCCGGGCCUCGGAUCGAGACCAACAACAACACCUCGGAAACAACGAACCAGAACAUGUACUACGAUAACAACGCGGUCGUCACCAGCUCGACGAUGGACUGCAUGGACAUCAAGCCGGAGAUCCCGGACUACGCCUCCAUCCUCAACGCCCCGGACAUGGAAGACAUCGCCGCCAUCAUCGGCUCGGCCAUCGCCGACACCACCGUCAAUGGCAACAACAACAACGGGGACAACUCCCGCGACUCGUGGAUGGACCUGGACGCCUGGAUCGAGGGCGCCUGCGAGAACUCGGCCUCCACCUCGAAGAACGGGCACAUGUCCGUCCUCAGCUCCAACGAGUCUCUGUCCGACUUCGUGGCCGCCAACAGUCAGUUCAGCAUCUCCUCGACGCCCGUCAUCCACUUCCCGGUCAAGCGCGAGAACGCCUCGAGCACGUUCCCGCACAUGCCGCUCUUGCAGAGCCGCCUCCAGAACGGGCCGCCCAAGUCGGAGAUCUCCUAUAGUCUCGUGCCGGAGUGCACCUCGCCCUCCUCGUCGACGCAGUACAUCGCGCACAGUCCGCAGCACGUCGUCUCGACGUCGGACCUGGCCCGGCCGUACAAUCAAGUUCACAGUUCCACGCGCCCCUCCCCGGAGAUGAUCCUCCACACGACGACACCCACGCCCAACAAGAAGCCUCGUCAGCGGACGAAGAAGCCCGUGCCGCCCUCGAGCACGAUCGUCUACGACCCCUCUAGUCUCGGUGGAAAGGAGAAGCCCGUCCACAGGUGCAAUAUCUGCAAUCGCGGAUUCCUCAACAAGUCCAACAUCAAGGUCCACCUCCGGACGCAUACCGGCGAGAAGCCGUUCAGGUGUGAUGUCUGCGGCAAGGCCUUCCGGCAGAAGGCGCAUCUCAUCAAACAUGCGCAGAUCCACAAGAGGAUAGGCAGAGACUAGUAGGCGCUGUGGUCUUAGUUGUUGUUGUUAUUGUUGUGUUUUAUUGCUGCGUGCAGGCCCCCGCGGAUUGAGCUCCAGAGCCUGUGGAGGAUAAACGGCACCUUUUGGGAACUCUGCAGGGACUUCAGGACUUUUACUUCUAAUUUUUUCCAACUGCUGAGCGCGUCAACAUAAUUUAUCUUAUUUUUCAAUUAUACAUAAGAAAAGAUGACACCUAAGGAUCACAGUCCUCAAGAUUCUUCCCAAUGUUUCUCUCUCUUUUUAUUCAUUGUUCAGAUCUUUUUUAUAUGGCUAAGAAAAAAUAAUCGUAAUUGAUUUUUCCUUCAAAAGAGGAAUUGAAGACUAUUUUUUCAAUGAAUUUGACGUAUGCUCUAGAAAAAUUACCUAAUUGAAAUGUAUACAGCCAAUUUUAUGUUGCAAUUAUUUGUUUGAUUUUUGCGAGGCUUUAUCUUGUAAGAUGACCACCUUUAAAUGUAAUCUGCUUUUGAUUCUUGAUUAUGAGCCCGUUAAGGAUCUUUUGAUCGCAACCUCUUGUUUUUUACAAACUGUAUCAAAAUGUGUUGUUUUAUACACACUAUAACCAGAGCAAAAUCACUGUAAUUUGUUUGCUGCCACCAUACGUAUCUGAACGCAAAUUUUUCAUCCGUUCUUCUUCCUCUCAACAAGGGAGUAUUAUUUUUAAAAAAAAAAUUAUGUAAAUUCCAUGUUUACGCCACUUUUUACUACAGUCACGUCAAGGAUGUGUUAAAAUUAUCAGAUUGUAAAAUUCAGAGAUUCACUGGCUUACCUGUAAAAGUGCCUAAAACACUAUUGUAUUUUAAUCUACGUUAAAAAAGAGUCCAUGGAUCUCUUAUUAUUGGCUCAUUUUUCAUCAUGGUCGGUCCUGUGCUCCUCUCAACUUAUGAACGCCAGGGCGACUGAGAGACUCACAAUUUAUUGUAUAGAAAAAUAUUUGAUUAAGUUAUGUUGGCGCUCCUGCACUGUUGUAUUGGGAACGUGAAAUCCUGUCUCCAACGUAAAAAAUAAGGGUCCCUCAAUUCAAAUUUCAUUUCAAUUAUCUUGAAAUGAUACGAGAGGUUAAGGAAUUACGGGAUAGUGGGCGCAUGAUUUGAGGGAGCUAAUGCAUUCCGCAUCUAAUCAUCUACCUUUCACGUCAAAGUUAUAUCUGAUCUACAAGAAUCAUUUUUUCCGUCAGGAAAAGAGUGAACGGUACAACGUGUAUCAGCUUUUAAAAAUUGAAACUGAAGAUAUCAUUUAUUUGCAUUUUUGUUAAACAGAAUUAUGCACUGUCAGCAUCAGACAUCAAUUUUUAUCAUGGACAAAAUGAAACUUUUAAGGUUACUUUGCAAUCCGCUCACGAAAUUUCAUGUAAAAAUAUGGCAUUCUAAUUUUUUUUCCCUACUUCUGAAUAUUGUUGCUUAUAAUUUUUUCUGGUGCCCAUUUAGUAGAAUUAUGACAAGACUUUCUGAAGAUUCUGAUUUUGAAUACCCAAUAUAUCUCUACUUAUGUUUACAAAGGUAUUGUAUUAUUCUUACUUUUACUUUUUGGUUUUUACGAUUUGAGCGUGAAUUCGUCAAGUCGAUCCAGAUGUCUCCAAAAACUCUUGCUUCUUAAACUCGCAACGUAUUUAUCAUGCUAAGAAUGCUAAUCUUGUCAACAAAGAGUGCUUUUUUACAGCUAUUAUUGUAGUAUAUAAAACGAGAAUGCGUAGGUAGCUCCUCAAAACAUGAUCUGCAUCUCCUCCUUAAACCUCCAUUUUUCUCAGUAUUCACCAAAGAAACUUUGUUCCUCCUUAAUGUCAAUCCGCCAUUCAUGGGCGCAACGGCGCGGUGUUAAGAACUCUACGAGUUCAAUUGUAUUUAAGUAUGUUUGAGUUACUAAUGUUUACUUGUGUCUGUAUUGUACGUGUACAUUUUAUUAUAUUUUUUUCCUUCCAAGUUCUGUUACUUAGUGGAGUUAAUAUUUGCUUGAACAUAUUGUUGACUAUCCUUUCCUACUACGGUACCUGAACACUCUGCUAAGCUGACUCGCAUUGCCAACAUUUGAGUUGUUUGGUAAUAUUUUUACUAGUUUCGUUUGAAAAGUAGCUAAUUUGAAUUGGAGGUAUUUCUGUCAAACGGAACUGUGUGCAUUAUGACGUGAGCCCUGUUAUGCAUAUAUUUGUAUGGGUCUCAGGGUUCAUGUCUUAAUGCACAUAGUUCCGUUUGUCAUAAAUACGUCCAAUUCACAGGAUAAACAUCGGCACUCGGUUUUCAUUUUUAACAUUCAGUUCGUGUAAGAUCAUUUUCUGAGCUAAAUCACAGGGUGACUAUCUCUAAGGUAAUCUUUAAAUUUCUUUCAAGUCAGCGAGUGAAGGGCAUACAACUGAAAAACAAUGGGUGCUAUGUUAAAAUAUUGAAGUAUUAAGAGAUUUGCGGUAAAAUCUGUGAAGGCUGACGUAUUACAUAUUCUGCCAUCGAAUGAAUUAUUUAUCUUCAAUUUUUUACCUCAACUUAUUAAUUGUUGAAUUGAGCUUGAAUGACAUCCUCACUAGCCAAUAGUGUCCUUAAUUAUUUCAGCAAGAUUUUUAAAACAUUAAGCUUUUGAAAUCCUCAUCCGUUCAUGGAUUUGGCUUGAGCUAGAAAAUCAUUUUGAACAUAUAGUACAUCUAUACCAAUAUCAUUGAGCCACGUUUUGGCGAGUCUCGAAAAAUGAACUCACUUCAUGUAAUUACUGUUAAAUAUAAUUUUUAUGUAGACAUAUUCAUUAGUUAACAUUGUUUAAGUAGAUCUCAAAAUUUAGGAAGCAAAUUUUCUGUAUUAUAGUGAAUUUAUUUUGACUCGGAGUUAUCAAUUGCAUAAUUUUAAAAACUAAUCAUCAUUAAAGAUUUUGUGAAGUCCGUAAAUUACGUUUUCAUCACAGAAAGGGACAAACUCGCCUUUUUCUAUUUAUUUUCGCUAAUUAAGUAACUAUUUUAAUGCAGGCUCAUUAAUUUAAUUGAAGAAUUAUUACACAGAAAGCACGUCCUCUCUAUUAUCCGAUGACGCCUGUAGUUUUUUUGAAUGAGAAUUCAUUUUCCUCUCAAAUAUAUUCCACUUUAGUUGACCGCAAUCAAAGGUUCUUGUUUAAUCUUACUGCGAUUUUUCUCCAUCAGAAACGAAAAAUUUGCAGUUCUUUCAAGAAAAUUAUGAUAUUUGUAAACACUAAAACUCCAUUUAUUUCUCCUUUUUUUUAAAGUAAUUACAGCUUUUAACUGAUAAGCCAGCUCAUGCACUGCCAAGUGUAGGAAUGGUUCGGACAUUCUAAACUAUGUCUGCCAUUCCAAAUCCUUUUCAUUUGUAGACCCAAAGUUCUUUCUAUAUAACGUUACAAAAUUAUGUUAUUCACAGUCUCAGGAAAAAAUCAUAGCUGUUAAAUUUACGAAUUAGCUACUUGCAAAAUGUCUUGUUCGCUGUUAAAAAGAUAAAGACCCUGUAGCAUCUUACUCCUGAUUUAGUUGUACAUAUAUCUUGUAAUAUUUGAAGUAUAUAUAAGUUCAUUUAAUUUUUAUUUAGUCGCUAAUUAUACUUCAGUGUAUUAUAGAUAAGGAACAAAAUAAGGUGGUAAUGUUUGGUACCUCAAAAUAAUGUAAUAUAUUAUAGAUUUAUUUUAAUAUAAUUUAUUUAUUUCUAAUUUUAGGUGCACAUGUUGUUAGGUUUCAGUUUUAGAGUAAGGAUCCAGUUCAGCCAAUGAGAAUGAUCGGUAGAUUGAUCAGAGUCCAAAAAACCUUAUUUCAUUUGUUCACUAUCAAUUCACAAGAUCUACUUUCAGACCAAAAAAAAUUGUAUAAUGUGAUAAAUUUUAUUUACUUAAGAGCAUAUUCAGAUAUUCAUAAUUUUUUAUUUGAAAUAAAAAAUGAUACAUUUUUAUAUUGAAACUCAAGAAAUCUAUCCCUGAAUUUUUUUAUUACCUCACCUUCAGUUGUUUUCCCUCAUCUCAAAAUUAAGGCACGCUAUUUUCUCAAAUAAGUUUCAUUUCAAAACAAGAAGGCAAUGCAUGCUAUAGCAGUUUAAUUGGAUUCAGUAAUCUCCAACUUCAUUUAGACGACUUUAAGAGAAAAGAAUCUACGUGCUUAUGAAAGAUACGUAGAAGGUAAAAUUCUGCAACCACGUAUCUCGUUUGCGGUGUUUCAAAAUCUCCGCUCCUAUAUUUGUUUUUUUUAAAGGGAGCAAAUCGGUAUAAUUCCUUGACAUUUUCGCAAACUUUUCUUCGCAUCGAAAGGAAAAAUCAUGGCUGUUUCUAAGAAUUGUCUUGGAGUAAGCAGUUUUCCAUUUAAACAGAAAUUUAUACCAGGAA